Molecule: messenger RNA, 1444 nt
Organism: Limulus polyphemus (Atlantic horseshoe crab)
Lineage: Eukaryota; Metazoa; Arthropoda; Merostomata; Xiphosura; Limulidae
Product: protein FAM177A1-like
Exons: 5
Coding region: 15-842 (275 amino acids)
Source: RefSeq, a predicted model, not a curated record
UGUGAAAAGAAAACAUGGCGACUGCGAUGGAAAGUGUUCAGAACAAAACAGAUAUAACGUUAUCUGUAAAUGAUAUUCAGUUUAAACAAAAAACUAAUGAAACAUUAUUGCAGAUAAGUAAUGAUCAGACCACAGAUGAAGAGCAAAAAACAAAAGACCCUGGCUUUAUGGAAGUUCCUUUAAACACAACUCAGAAGGAAGAGAGAGAGAAAAAGUUGCCCAAAAGGAUUCUUCAUUUCAGUGAUGGUAUUCUGGAAGAGUAUAGCACAGAUGAAGAAGAAGCUCAGGAUGAAACAGAUUCCACAGCUUUACUAGACACUAAGCAGAUGGCUUGGAUGCCUUACCUGUGGUAUAUGACUUGGUGGAUUGGAUGUCGAACCUUAGCUGGAUGUGACUUUGUUGGUGAAAAACUUGCACAUUUUUUUGGGAUCACUACACCGAAGUACCAAUAUGAACUAGAAGAGUAUCAGAGGAUGUUGAAAGAGGAAGAAGAGGAGAAGGAGAAAACAGCCGAAGAAAAUGUGGGGUGGAAGCAGGAAACGGAUCAACUAAGGAGUGUUGAAGUUGAACCUUCUGUAAAAACUUCUCUGGAGAGUAUACAAUCUCCAUCAGGUUCAGUUGGUGACAGUGAAGUUGUUACACCAGACGUUUUAUCACUGUCAGAUGAGAAAAUCCAAAUGGCCACCUCGGAUACUGUACUCCAGCAACAUGUGAACGUCCCGGAUGUCGCCGCAUCACAACUACGUGAUGAUACUUCCACAAUAACACUUGAAACAGAAUCAGACCUAACCAUGAUAGGGAAUAUAACCAAGUCAUCUGCACCAAGUUUGGAGCCUCACUAAUAUACAGAUGUUCAAAUGACAUCUACUGGUGAUAUGCAAUCUCAGCCACAGGGGAAGAUAAAAUGUUAUGAAACCUGGACUGGGUUUACUAAAACUUCAGGUUUUCAAACCUAGUUUUUUGUUGCAAUAAAAAUUUAGUAUUUAAGUAGUUGAGGAACAAUUUUGAUUCUAAUCAAACAAGUACUUAGUUUAUGUAAAAUUGUCUGUGUAUGUUUUUUCUUUCUUUUUUUAUGUAGAUUCACAUUAAUCAUAAACUCAAAAGCUUUGAAAUUCUAACAGCUUAGUGUACCUUUGUGAAGUAUAUUCUAGAUCGUAAAACAACCAUUAAAACUUUUUAAAAAUAGUUUUAUCAUUAAAUAUCUAAAAGUACUCAGUUCUUUGUGAUGAAGUUUUCAAAUUACUAGGAAUCCCUUUCUGAAGUAGGCUAAGAUAACUUUUUAACCUUUUUUUCUGAACUAGAUUCAAAAAGCCAAUAAACAUUUUUGAGUUAGGUUUUAACUGUACCCCAGUUUUAUUCAAGCUUUGCUAACUUAUGCUCAUGUGAUAUUUCUUGAAAGUUUAAAUUGUUAUUCAGAUUUCUUCCCAAGUGGAAUGAACGGUAA